AUUAUAAAGUAUGUUGUAAUAAGAAGAAGAAAAAAAUAUCAACAGCAAAUUUCAUUAUCCGGUGUUUUGAUUUGAAUAAAUUAUGUAUAAUUGAUUUAUUUUUGAAUCAGUUCAAGUUUUUUAACUAUAAGAACGAAAAAAUAUGAAUUUGGAACUAUUAGAAUCAUUUGGACAAAACUAUCCAGAAGAAUUUGAUGGUACUUUAGAUUCCCUCUCAAUUGCUGUUACAUGUCAGUUUAAUAAACGAGGUACUCUUCUGGCUGUUGGAUGCAAUGAUGGACGUAUAGUAAUAUGGGACUUUCUUACUCGAGGAAUAGCAAAAAUAAUCUCCGCACAUGUUCAUCCUGUAUGCAGUAUAAGCUGGUCAAGAGAUGGAUACAAAAUUGCUUCUGCUUCCACUGAUAAUACAGUUUGCAUAUGGGAUAUAUUAUCUGGAGAUUGUGAACAAAAAUACAGGUUUCCUUGUCCCAUUUUAAAAGUUCAGUUUCAACCAAGAAGUUUAGAAAAGCUAUUAGUAUGUCCUAUGAAACAUCCAGCAAUUCUAGUUGAUAUCAAUGGAGAACAUAAAGUUUUGCCAAUUGAUGAAGAUGGAGAUCUGAACAUAGUUGGUUCAUUUGACAGAAGAGGAGAAUAUGUUUACACUGGAAAUGCUAAGGGUAAAAUUUUGGUAUUAAAUUCCAAUACAUUAGAAGUGAAAGCUAGUUUUAGAAUAAUGUUAGGAUCGUCUAGUGCUCCUGCUGUAAGAAGUAUUGAAUUUGCCAGAAGGGGAGACUGUUUUCUAGUAAACACAGCAGAUAGAGUGAUAAGAGUGUAUGACAGUAAAGAAAUUUUAACAUAUGGCAAAGAUGGUGAACCGGAACCGAUUCAAAAAUUACAAGACUUAGUGAAUAAAACCAUGUGGAAAAAAUGUUGUUUUUCUGGAGAUGGAGAAUACAUUUGUGCUGGUUCAACUAGACAACACGCUCUUUAUUUAUGGGAAAAAUCAAUUGGAAAUUUGGUAAAGAUUCUUCAUGGAACAAAAGGAGAAUUACUUUUAGAUGUAGCUUGGCAUCCUGUGAGACCAAUAAUUGCCAGUAUAUCAUCGGGUGUGGUUAGUGUUUGGGCACAGAAUCAAGUAGAAAAUUGGUCGGCAUUUGCUCCAGAUUUCAAAGAAUUGGACGAAAAUGUCGAAUUUGAAGAAAGAGAAAGCGAAUUUGACUUAGCAGAUGAAGAUAAAUCAGUAGCAAGCGGUGGAGAUGAUAAAGAAGAGACUGACUUGGAGAUCGAUGUUUCAACUGUUGAUCCUGUACCAGCUUUUUGUAGCUCUGAUGAAGAAAACGAAAGCUCAGAUUGCUUACAAUUUUUACCAAUAGCACCAGAGAUUGAAGACCCAGAAGACAACUGGACCCCGACAGACAAUACAACAAUGCCUUCUAAUACUGGUAACGGUCCUCCGCCAGCGAAAAAGAAGAAAUAUAAAACGUAUGACAUACAUCUAGAAAAUAUCUCUGACGGAGAAAUGCACCCUUUAUUAAGCAAUAAAUCUAUGGAUAAACUAGGAGGAGGUAAGAAAGGAACAGGAAGACUGAAAAAAUAUUAAAUAUUAAAGAAUCUUUUCUUAAUAAAUAUUAAAUCCUAAAUAAUUUGACUGGAGCUAAAAAUCGACUGUAUAAACUAAUCUCAAAGUUCAUUAAAACCAGAAGUGAUUCAGCUACUUCAAUUUCAUAAAUUUAAAACAAGUUUUAUGUGGUUGCACUUGAAAUAUCAAUACGAAAAAUGAUUUUUGUGUUACUCAAUCAUACAAACCAAACACAACGUUGAAAUGAUCGAAAUCGAACAAUCGUAGAAGAUGUUAUUAUAAUUGUAAUUUUCAUUCAUUGACACAUAUUAGGCAAACGUCUAAAGCACCAGAUACUACGAAACCAAGCCAAAACAUUGUUCAUAAUAUUUAAUUUCAUAAGAGAAGGUUUUGAAACAAAACUUUCAUGGGCACGAUUGACAUACAUACAGCAUUUGACUCCGUACGGCUUCACAGGAUUAUUUGAAUUUAUAAGCCAAGCGACGGGUACUUGUUUUUGCAAAGUUCUAGAGAAUGUAUUUUUUUUUGAAAUAUGUUCAGGGGUGUUAGGUUAGGUCAGCCGCUAUCUUGAAAAACACGUUUUAUCGAAUAUCUCGCGAACCGCGUAUCGCACGACAAUAAUAGUGGAGAUCAUUAUUAUAAAUAAUUAUUUUUGGCAUCCUUUUUAUUUAAAACUUUUUUUUGUAUAACUCAUAGGUUUUUAAUUAUGGCGCUCCAAACUUUUUACAAUAUGGUGUAAGUGUAAUAAGCACAUAUCGACAUAGGGUAGAUUUCGAAGAUAAGGGUAAGUCAAGCUUAACUCUAAAUUUUCAUGCAAAUCGAUGCAGGUUCGUGAAAAUCGGAGUUAAUACCUCAUUUUUACCUUGGUAGCUCAUUAAAAAAUAUAUGUGAGGGAGACAUGCAACACGGUAAUAGGUACGGUAACUGAACUAGAAGAAAAACCUUACUGUACCAUACCAACACAAGAUAUAUCAACAACAUUGAAAACCUCUGUGUCUGGGAAUCACUUAACUAAGCUGUAAGUUCAUCAUUCUGGUCUGUACAAUAUGGUGUAAGGCAAAAAUGUAUUUUGGAAGAAUGACUUCGAAGGAGUUUGUUCCUAUUUUCUAAAUUUCUAUUUACGAAAUUACACAUUUAAUUUUGGAAACGAGUGUCAAGUAAAUUAAAGUUCACAUAACAAUCUCAAGCUAUUUUAUUUCAAAUGUACCUGAAAUAUUUGUAUCAAUUGUAGAAAAUUAUCACAAUAUAUUGAAUAUUCAAGGUAAA
Molecule: messenger RNA, 2824 nt
Organism: Diorhabda sublineata
Lineage: Eukaryota; Metazoa; Arthropoda; Insecta; Coleoptera; Chrysomelidae
Gene: Rbbp5
Product: retinoblastoma-binding protein 5 homolog
Exons: 10
Coding region: 143-1579 (478 amino acids)
Cellular component (GO): Set1C/COMPASS complex
Molecular function (GO): protein binding
Source: RefSeq, a predicted model, not a curated record